Messenger RNA from Clonostachys solani, 1632 nucleotides. The record is from the annotation of a GenBank genome assembly. Lineage: Eukaryota; Fungi; Ascomycota; Sordariomycetes; Hypocreales; Bionectriaceae.
AUGGAACAGCUCUCUGUCAUUGAGACCUUAGUGAGAAAUAUGCAGGCGCCAUCUUCUCUCAGUGAGGGGCCCGCCUCGAGCAGUCGCACACAGCUAUGGCAGUCAUUAUUGGCCCCGGCGGCUACGCGUGGGAGCAACUCCUCGGAUACAGAUCGUGUCAUGAUCAGCUUCAACCUAGACGCGAGCUUCAAAGCGGCCACUGAUAAAAUUCUUCAAUGGCCUAUAUUUGAGAGGCUAUUAUCCUCAUGUCAACGGUUUCAAUUCAUCGAUUUUUACGGAGCAGAAACAUAUACAUAUCUUGAUGAUCUCUUCACACAGCCAAGGCCGUCAACAUCUCUCUCACCAGGGGCCCUUUUGACCGAACCGAACCGGGGUAUUCAUAUCUCUAAUGAGAGGGAAGAUAUUGAAGUGCUUGUAGACCGCUUCUUCAACAGAGUCAACAACAAGAAUCCGAUACUAAGUCGUCGAAUAGCAACCCAAUACUGCCAGAGGUACUAUGAAGAUGGUCCCCGGUUCGACCUUGAAGCUUGCAUUGUACUUCUAGCCUGUGCUCUUGGAGCUGUUGCGAUGGAAUACUCCCCGCCCGACGCUACUCCAAGCCCUGCUACUCCAGCGCGGUUCUCAUCCACCAGGCUCGAGGAUCUGCAGCUGGGCCGUUGCUAUUUUGCUGCGGCUGAGAAACGUUUAGGGCCAGCGAUGACCGAAGUCAGUACACUGGCAAUCCAGUGCCUUUGCCUUGCCGGGAUCUACCACAUGUUCACCCUCAGACCCAUGCAAGCCUCUCGCAUGUUCCACGAUGCAGGAUCCUCACUGAGAAUCCUAAUGUCAACUAAUCUCAACACGCCUCAGGAAACAUAUCAGCUCUACUUAAAACUCUUCUGGGUCUGUUCUAAUUCAGAACGAGAGCUUCUCGCUGAGCUACCAGUUAAUCCCCCAUCCUUAACAGGACCUGGGACACCUGAUGCGUACCCACUACCACCACGUAUCGAAAACAUUGGCCGGGACGAAUGGUCAGUGCAUGAGGAAGACAGCUGGUACUUCUUCCUAUCUGAGAUAGCUCUUCGACGAAUCGCACAUCAGGUUUCGGAGGUUGUCGCUGAGCACAUUACCAACCGACUAAACUACAACGAGUCACCGGAUAUCCAAGAGCUGGUACCAAUCGUGGCCGAGUUUGAGCAUCAAGUCCACACAUUUCGCGAGCAACUCCCCCAUGCCAUGCAGUUUCCAGACGUCCCUGAGCUAGCAAGUACGGAGUGGCAGCAGUACACGCGCGGGCGCUACUAUCGGGUGCUCGAGCUGAUGCAUAGGCCUUUUCUCUUCACAGCCCUUCACGACCCAAAUUGCGGUCCUGUUGUUCACACGCUGGCUGAAAAGUCUCUUUUCAAUGCCCUGAAAUAUCUCGAGCAUAGCCACACGAACCAUCGCCACCACGGGACGUGGCUGCAACUCCGGAAUCAACUAAAAGAGACGAGCCUCCUGCUCGCUGCAUCUAAGGUAAACGGGUUGGCAAUGCCGGAAGGUUGGGAAGCUGGUGUCAGCAAGUCGCUUUCUACCUUUGACUACUGGCUGCAAGAGUUUCCGUCUUGCAAAACCUACACCAGUAUAAUCUUAACGCUAGCCAAUGGCCCGUGA